AUGAGGAACAUUCUCAUAAACAUGAAAAUGUCAUUUAGUGCAAGAGCUAGAGUACUAAGAUGCUACAUUUGGCCGAUCUUGAAAUAUGGGUGCGAAACGUGGAAUUUAACCAAAGAUAAUCAAAAGCGUAUAGAAAGUUUUGAAAUGUGUUUAGGGAGGAUACAAGGAAUAAGCGGGACAGAAAAGGUAAUGACAGGAUGGAAGAGAAAACUUCUCAACGAAGUGAAACAGCAAAUGAAAUUUAUAGGGCACAUAAUCAGAGCUAAAGAGUUAGAGCAUCUAAUCCUAACAGAAAGAAUAGAAGGAAAACGGCCAAGAGGGAGACAAAGACAGAAACAAAUGGAUACUAUCAAGAAUGGACAAGAGCAAGGGACAAUACAGGACUCUUACGCUUUUGUCGAAAUAGAGAUGUUUGGAGGUCUAUGGUCGCCAGCGCUAUAA
Penaeus monodon (black tiger shrimp) is the source of this 441-nucleotide messenger RNA. RefSeq lists its product as uncharacterized. The record is from RefSeq and is a predicted model, not a curated record. Lineage: Eukaryota; Metazoa; Arthropoda; Malacostraca; Decapoda; Penaeidae. The transcript has a single exon. The coding region runs from base 1 to 441 and encodes 146 amino acids.